UCCCUGACUGGGCUGACUGCUUGCAGCAGUAUUGCAGAAAUCGGUGUCAAGUGAUAUGGGUGCGAACGGUUGAAACGGGGAUUAUUCUGUUUGCUACGGGUCCCGUGUUAUGUUCCGUUUUCGUGUGUCUCGGGAGGACAAUUUUUUUAAUUUUAAUGACGUUGGUGUUUUUCGGUGUUUUGGUUUAGUAAAGUGUUUAUCGUUGCUUAAAGGUUGAGUGAUGUUUUGAUGAUUAUGGAUGGGAUUAAGUGAUGUGUUAAUCUGUCGUAUCAGAAGAUGUUGACAGGAAAUUCCAAUCAAUGAAUCAAUUAGUCCCAGUAGUCAGUGUUCAUUGCUGGUGUCUCUUUCGUGGGAAUGGUUCAGGGUCAUUUGCUUCUCGACGUUGCAGUCGUCAGUGUCAGUGGUAGUGUUUUUGUGUUUUGAUCUGUUACCAAAAUAAGUGCCUUAUCGUCAAGGUUGCGUCCGGAAUUCGUGACGUUGACAACCGUUAAACAACGGCGGGGAAUCUGCAUAUUUAUCCAUUUGGAUUGUUUCAAUUUUAGUAUAUGUCCAAGAAGCUUUAAGCAGCAAAACGCAAAUUCAGAUUGGGAUUUGGGUUGUUAGUGUAUGAGUGUUGGUGGUAAGAAGCAGAGUUGUCCGGAUCAAGUUUAAGUGCAAUCAAGGGGGAAAGAACCGGGACCGGGUGUGUGUAUCCCAGAGAGGUUGCAGCAACGGUACGGCAACAGCCAGCAAGCAAAACAAAGGAGGCCACCGAGCAAAGAAGGCCGUGAGAGACGAACGACAAACAAAACGGGAGAAACUCCAGGGAAAGUAUUUGUAUACGGGAACAGAAACUAACUGUGGGAACCUAGGGAAGUCUCUAAGCAGCAGCAGCUAAGCCGACAGCUUGGCACGGUUCGUUGGUUUCUGGUCAUUUGUGCAGGGCACUAAUACACUGCGAAAUUAAUGUAAUACCGUUCGGGGUUCCGCUGAUCUUGUCCAUUCUCAGCGAGCAAGCAAGCAAAACAGCAGUAAGGAAUGCAAGUCAGCCCAAGUGUCGCACACUCUUCGUCCGAAUAAGUUUAAGUUUUCCUCUACACACACGUAACAGUAACAACUUCAACAACAAGAAUAGAGGGGACAACGCGAAAAGCCGAAGAGCAGGUAAACAUUGACCGGACCGAUAUUGCACGCAACCCAGAAGACACAUGUUCGGAUAGACUGCGGUCCGUGGUUUGUAAUUGUUAUUAUUGAAGUGGAAUAGCAGCAGGAACAGUUUUGCGCAAAUGUACCUACACCUGUUUAACCUGAAGCAGCCUACAACAUCAACAACAAGAGCCAUAAAAGUGUUCUAUUGAUACACAAGCCGUCGUAACAUUCCGGUUGCCACCUCUGCCCUUCGCUGUCCCGAAGAAGGUAAAAAGCGAGGGAGGUGGACAGGACCAGAGACUUCUAUUAUAGCACCGUGCCGUGUCAUUUGUCAUGGAGAAAAGCUUCGAUGAAAUAACAGUCUCCAGUCUGUCGGACCUGCAACUGGGAGGAGGAGGAGAAGGAAGUGCUACAGCAACGGUUGGUUCCUCACCAUCGGCCCUGUCCAUCGGCACGAUUGGUCCACUGCUAGGCCUAGGCCAUCAACAACAUCAUCAGCAUCGGCCCCAACAUCAACAUCAACAACAGCACCAGGUCACGUUACAGUCGUCGCCAUCAGCGGACCUCUUCGAUUCGACCGGCACAGCCAUUGCGCCAUCCGCAUCAUUCCUGAGGGAAACCUCUCAACGAAGACACACCGGCAAUAGCAGCAGCAAUAACAGUAACAACAACCACAACCUAAACAACCAAAACAACAGCAACAACAACAACAACGGCAACAGCUCCAGUAACGAAAAUAAUUUAAAUCGAUCGUCGAAGAGCUCAUUCAAACAGGGCCAGCAUCUGGACAUUUGGUUGGCCAACGCCAUUCGAGGGCUAGAACACAGCAACAGCCAAGAUUCGUCGGAUCAGCUAGACAGUCCCACGUUGAAGGGCACUUUCGGAGGAGAUCCACUUUCGUUGCCGCCCAAUUUGGGUUAUCCGGAACUCGGACUGAAUUCCGAUAUUUUUUCGCCGACUCAUCAACAGCAACGUAGUCACAACUUCUCCUCGCCAAGUGGAUCCGGUGUCAAUUUGCCGCCCACGUCCCACUAUCUGCAAAGUCAUCUGCAGUAUCAACAACGACCAGGGUACGGAGGAGGAGCCAACUUGCUGCUGAAUGACGGUAUCGAGUUCGCGAGUUUGCCGCCUCGUAUCAGUCACUUGACGCCGAGUCAGUUGCAGCAACUUCAACAGCAGCAGCAGCAGAUUUUGCUGGGAAGGAGGGGAGUUCCGGGGAUGCAACAGAACCAAAAUUCCAGCUCCUAUCAAGAUCUGCUCGGAGGACAGAGAAUGAUGGCCGAUGCCUACACGAACGAUUCCUCGGACAACGAGUCCAAGAACAGCUGUGCCAAGUCCAAACUGGAGAGCGCCGAAGGUCUGCUGGCGGAUCUGAACCUGCUGAACAGCGGCCAACAUGGGAAUGGCGGUGGUGGAGUCGGAGGAAAUGGUAAUAGCGGAGGACCGCUAAUUGGAAACGCUUCAGCUGGAAUCGGAGCUGGCCCCUUCAACGGAACAAAUUCGUCUGGCACCGGGGCCACCAACAAUAGCAAUAACAGCAACAGUAACAAUAAUGCCAACAACCUAGUUCUAGUACUGCUGAAGGAGAUCGGCAAACUUCACGAAACGAACAAGAAAAUCUGCCGAAAUCUGCACGAAACCAAAGUUGAAAUGGAAGCUUUGAAGCAUUCUCCACACUGGGGCCUUAGCCAACGUAGAGACAGCAUUAGCGGUCUGAGCACCAAUAGUCAACCGGUAGGAAUGCGUUACAAUAGUUUUGGGCUGCAGAGCCCGGCACCGACGUAUCACUCACAAGGAAACUACACCCCAGGCAUCGUUUCGGACGUAGUCCGGGAGAUUCGGGAAGUUUCUCGGGUUCGCGAAGAGGCCCUAAUGGACCGGAUGAAAACCAUGAUCGAGGAACGCUCCUGGGCUCUGAACGAGGCCAACUUUCGGUUGCUGAAGGAAACGGAAGACAUGAAAAAGUCUAUUCAAACGGUGCGUUCCGAGAUGAACCAGGUCGUUGAUCGGAUGCUGAAGCUCGAGAAUGAGGUCAUCAACCUGAAGGCCCAAAUGAACCAUCAUCAUCAGCAGCAGCAACAGCAAAAUUUCGUGAACCUCCGGGAGCGGGACUCCUAUGGAGUGGGAUCAGCUGCUGGGGCCAAAAACCUAAGGAGAAAUAGUCUACACAUCAACUACGGCAGGAUCAACAAUACGGACGAGUUCUACGGCAACAAUUUCAACGAUCUGGGUGCCGAUGUCCGAUUCGCGAAUGGAAACCAGCUGGGUUCCCGGAAGUUUGGUGAGAAUAGCUUUGGGUCCCCUGUGCCCUCGUUGGCCGGGGGACAACAACUACAACAUAAUGGUGGCGGCUCGGGUGGUUUAGUAGUGGGCGGAGGCCUUACGAGCUCCGAAGAACUGCAUGAAGACUCGUCAUCCAACAACGAUCAGGUGCUGCUGCUGGAGCGGGACGCGCUGAAGCUGCGCCGUGAGCUCCAGGACGCCCUGGCCUCCAAGCAGGAGUCAGAGAAUCGAAUUACAGCUUUGGAAAAUAUAGUAAGCACUCUCAAAGAGCAGGUCCCACCGGUGGCAGUGGUGCCAGUUUCAUCGAUAAACCAUCACCACGGGGGACUCGGCGUGACUACGAACCCAGCGGCAGUGACUAGCAGCAGCAGUAGCUGUGGCAGACGCAGUUCCAGUCCUUUCUACCAAUUCCGGACCAACAACAGCAGCUCACCGGGGGGUUUGGGACCAGGGACUCAACAACCUCCUACAGUAGCUCCAGGAGCCAUUUCGCCAAAGCUGCAAAAGGCGGCACAGAUCCAGAGCUUGGCUUCACCACCAACGCAGUCUAACAGUGGAUCCCAGCAUCAACAACAUCAUCCUUUUUUGCAUCACCUGACUACUGGAUCCGGAACGAUUAACGUUUCCGGUCCCGUUACGGAUCUAUAGAGGGCUUUUAAAAGUAGAUUUGACUUUUGAUAAAUGCUGAAGAGUUGCGUUGUUAUCUUGGUUGAUUUUUUUUUUGUAAUUUUUUACCCCAACAUAAUUAUGACUUUACCGAACGUGACAAGUGAAAUGUUAGUUAUUGUUGAAUUUGAGGGUUCAAUUUAAUAGUUUUUUUUUAAAUGGACGUUACCAUCCUUAAAUUCCAAGUAUGAAUAGAUGACACCAAAUUCAUCACACUUUGAAAAGUUUCUGGAGCGUUUUUUCAACCAAAAGGUAUCAUAGUAAGUUUGAAUUUAUCCUUAUGGUUAGAAUCAAUCAGGCAGACGUUUUCUUGAAAAUUUGCUUUAGAUAACUUUAUGUGGUGUUUAACGUUUUCAACGUUUCAACCAUUAUAAAAACAUUUUCAAGGUUUAUUAAUCUAAUGUUUUGUUUUCCUAUAUUUAUUGAUCAAGCGUAGGUAGCUGAAAAUUAGGGAAGUAUUCCAUGGGUUUUUAUUCAAACCAUUUAUAAAAUUGACAAAAAUUCGACAAUAAAACAGAGAUAAUGGCAUAAAACUCCAUAAAUAAACUCAUUCGUAAAAAUGAACAUUUUUAUUUAAAAAAAAAUUACACUUUUGAAUGUUCUUUAAAGCACAUCGUAUGUAAGGGGUGAAUUUUCCGCGAUGACGGAAAUCCCGGAAAAAUAAAACGAUUGAAUUACAUCUCCCGUUAAGCACUUCAUUUUUUACCAUUCCUGUAAUUCUAGUAUAUAUGACAUCAAAUUCAUAACACUUUAAAAAGUUUUUGGAGCGUUUUGCCAACCAAACGGUGGCGUAGUAAAUUUGAAUUUAUCCUUAUGCUAAGAAUCAACCGGACAGAGGUUUUCUUGUAAAUUUGCUUUAAAAAACUUUAUGUAGUGUUUUACGUUUUCAACGUUUCAACCAUUAUAAAAACAUUUUCAAGGAUGGUUUUAUUUAUUUAUCGUUCAAGCGAUGAUAACUGAAAAUUAAGGAAGUUUUUAAUGGAUUUAUUUUCAAACCGUAUAUGAAAUUGACAUAUUUUUGUACAAUAAAAUGAGGUAUUGGCAUAAAAUUUCAUGAAAAAACUCAUUCGUAGAGAAUAUACAUCUUCAUUAAGAAAAAUUCACACACUUUUGAAUGUUCUUUGAAGCUCAUUUUUCGUUAGUAUUGCAGCGCUAAUGUAAUAACACUACGAUAAUCGGUAUGAAAUUGGCUUUCUGUUGAAAAUAUAUUUAUGGCGGCAAUUUUGAGUUGAUAAACUAAAAAUCCAGUUCAAAGUUGUAUUUUUAUAUAAGAAAAUCUGAAAAAAUUGCAAAUUGACAAAAACUUUGAAAAAAGCUAUUUUUGAAAAUUCGUAAUAAAACUUGUGUUUCGUAUUUAAACAAUCUUAAAAUGCAAAAACGUGCCAAAUUACGUGAAUUUUUCAAUCCUCUUUUCAAAAUUUAUCUAUGACGAUUAAAACAAUUUUGGCGGUUCAUUGAUUGGAAAGUACGGUUUUUAUACCACUUAUUUACAAUAUUUUUUUGUCAUGAUCUUUAAAAAAAAUCAAAAAAAUCCUUAUGUGCAACAUACUUCUAAUAACUUCUAGCUUCAGCUUUCUAGUACAUUAAAUGACAUUUUUUUAGCAUUCAGUAGCUUAUCUACAGCCUUUUUUCCAAAGCAUGUUUUUUCGAACUUUUUUCAGACUCUGAAUAAAGGAAACUAGCGUUUAAUUUCGUUAAAAAAAUCCAUUCGUAAAAAAUAUGCAUCUUUAUUUGGAUUAAAUUCGCACUCUUUUGAAUGUUCUUGAAUGCACAUGUUUCGUAAAACACCUCAUUUAAAAAAUGAUUUUCGAAAUUAAUUUUUGGUUCAUUGUAAACAGUUUGAUCUUAAACUUAAAAACCCUAAACAAGAUUUCUGACCAAGUACUAAAAACUGAUACAAAAUUUCGAAUGUCAACUAUAGUUACGAACCAACCAAAGUUUGCAAGACUCUCUAAUAAAUGCAUAAAUAUUCUAAGAACAGGUUUCAAAUUUUAAUUCAGCUUUGUUUUUUUAAAAGUUGAUGCCAUAUUUCUAAAAAAAGUAAUUUAUUUUUCUAUUUUUUCCCCAAAUUUAACUAAACAAAAACAAACUUUUAUUAUCGCUGCCAAACUUUGGAACAACCAUUUUGACGCUGAUCCUGAUAUCAUCAACCCGAAGUUAACACAAAAUUAACAAUAACAUAUUUAUUCCAACCGUAAUGAUGCUGUUAACGUGUCAUGUCAUUUCAUAUUAAAUAAUAUUUAAAUUGAAAAAAAAAACCGAAUUGAAAUAAUUUAUUUUUCACAAUUCUUUGGAAAGAAGCUGAAACGCUUUCACAACCAAAAGACAUCGUUAAGAAGUUUGUUCCAUAAGGUGACCAGUGAAGAUUAACCAAAUGGUUAUUUUUGGAGCAGAUUUAGCAAAAAAAAAAUUACAAGCUACAGCAGGUAUCCAAAAUUUAGAUUUAAUACCAAAAAUAUUACAUUUUCCAUAACUUUUCGAAAAGUUUCUGGAGCGUUUUUUACACCAAACUGAAAAGGAGCAUAAUGGAACUUGUUGUGUUCUUUUUAAUCCGUUAGUGUUGAUAGACUACAAGAGUAGAGGAAAAAAAAAACGAAAAUAACGCGACCUAUAUCUCUCGAAAUUUAUCUGUUAACUGAUUCGUGGUUUUAUUUAGAUUCCCGAUAAACUCUCUACACAAAUUUUCUCUUAAACGGACGAUCUCAAAAAGCAUAAUUUGCUGAGUAGUUACAUAAGCAUGAACAGGAACUUGCUUACUCUUGUACAAGUGUUGUCAUUCUCCUAGCUUUUCGUUUUUAUACAUUCUGACAAAGAUAUUUAUCCUCACUUUACUCCCUACAUUCGCCUUCGCCUCUUUACUUCUCAACUAGUUUGAAAAAGUUUGGUAAGAAGUUAUUUUACUAUCUUAUUUGAUUUCAAAUCUUGAAAAGUUGCACUCAGGGGUGUGCACCUUUCUUACCUAGGUACUGCCCCUCUCAAUUUCUGGGUACUGCCCCUCUCAGGAGUUAGUACUUUUUUUUACUUUGGUACUACUCUUCUCAAGGGUUUGCAUUUUUUUUUUCUAAGUACUGCCCCUCUCAUGGGUUGGUACCUUCUCUUUCUUGAUACUGCCCAAUCUCAAAAGGUGGUACUUUUAUUUACUUGGCACUGCCCUUCUCUGUUUUUUUUCCUUUUCCCUUAAUUCUGCCCCUCUCAGGGGUUGGAACGUUUCCUCUCUUGGUACUGCCCCUCUCAGGGGUUUGUAUCUAAUUUCACUUGGUAUUACCUCUCUCAGAGGUUUUUACCUUUCUUCCCUUAGUACUGCCCCUCUAGCUUGUACCUUCCAUUUCUGAAUAGUGUCCCUUUCAAGAGUUUGUAUCUUCCCUUUCUUGGUAAUGCCCCUCUCAGAGGUUGGUACCUUCCCUUUCUUGGUAAUGCCCCUCGCAGAGGGUUGUACUUUUUUUUACUUCGCAGGGGUUUGUACUUUGUUCCCUUUGUACUGCCCCUCUCAGGAGUUUGUACCUUGAUUUACUUGGUACUGCCCUUCUCAGGGGUUGGCACCUACCCUUUCUUGGUAAUUCCUCUUUCAGGGGUUUGUUACUUUCUUCACUUGGUAUUGCUCCUAUCAGAGGUUGGCACCUUCCCAUUCUUUGCACUGCCCCUCUCAGAGGGUUGUACUUUUCUUUACUUGGCACUGCCCUUCUCAAUGGUUUGUUACUCUCUUCCCUUAGUACUGCCCCUCUCAGGAGUUUGUAUCUUGUUUCACUUGGUAAUACCCCUCUCAGGGGUAAGUACAUUUCUUCACUUGUCAAGGGUUUGUACGUUUCUUUUCUUGGUACUGCCCUUCUCAGGGGUUGGUAUCUUUCCUUUCUUGGUACUGCCCUUCUCAGGAGUUUGUACCUUUCUUCACUUGGUACUGCCCAUCUCAGGGGCUUGUACCUUCUCUUUCUUGGUAAUGCCCCUCUCAGAGGGUUGUACUUCUCUUUACUUGGCACUGCACUUCUCAGGUGUUUGUUUCUUUCUUUCCUUAGUACUGCCCCUCUCUGGAGUUUGUAUCUUGUUUCGCUUGGUACUACCUCUCUCAGGGGAUUUUGACCGUGGACAAAGCUUAUUAAAGCUUCGAGAAAAUCGAUUACCCAAUAGGGCAAAGCUCAGUUGAGUUACGAAGGGUUCGAUCGCUCAAAAGAUCAAAGCUCAGUUAAGUUACGAGGGUUUCGAUCGCUCAUCAAGCCAGUAGUGUAGUAGUGUAUUAAUUUUUAAGAGUAAAAAUAGGAUCAAAAAAUCCGUCCCGAAUGGGUUAGUGAGUGUUCUAUAAUUGAAAAUCAUUCUGAAUAAAUAAUAAUCAUAAGUCGGUCGGUAGUUAGCCGAGUUCCAGCUCAUGGCCGCCGAGAUUAAAAUGAAAAAUCAGAUAUAAAUUCAGCAGCCGACUUAAGCCGGGUAUCAGCCCAUGGCAAUCGAUGGGAAACAAAGAAGUAGGAUUCAUCCCAUGGGAAUGGGAAAUGUGAAAAAAUGAGAGAAAUGUGACAUCCUGGGUAUGCCUCUGAAAUGUGACACAUCAAAGAAGAUGACUGCUCUGAUCAUAAACUGUAGCAAUCGCAAGUCGUUUUUUUUGUUUCGAUUACAGUCGUUUUAACAUUUUUAUGUCAUUCGCGACUUAAAUCGCAAGCUCUACUGAUUCCUCCCGUUGGUAGUAAUCUAUUAGGACAGUUGUGUAACAAUCAAGAUUUGGACUUCAAUAGGGUCCAAACUGAGAUUGCCAGACUUUUUUCCGGCACGUAUCCGGAAAGAUUGCCAAAAAAAAUUUUGUGUUUUCGUGAAAAACAUUCUGACGCUCUAUGAUUUUUCCUAAAAUUUCUGUGAUGGUUUUCUGUGGCGUUAUUUCAAUAUGUUUCUUUGAAAAUUCAUUUAAAUUUGGGUCUUUUUUACAUUUUACUUUAGCACGAACAAUUAAUUUUACUAAUCUUAUCAUAUUUUUCCAAUCUAAACUUAGAAAUCCAAAAUUUAGCUUGACAUCAAAAAUUAUAAUUUUGAAACAACGUACAAAAAUUCAAAAAAAAUUAUGAAAUCCAUGAAUAUUCCCAAAAUUCUGUGUUCUGUAACAAAGAUUCUGUGAAGAAAAUCUGCUCAAAAUUGUGUGGAAUUAAAGAUUUUUCUGUAAUUUCGGCAACCUUGGUAUCCGAGCCGGACAAAUCCAGGCAAUUUUAUAGAAAAACCUGGCAAAAUUCGGCCAUUUGAUUUCAAAAUUGACGACCACUUAUCUGGGACAUAUCCGGAAAAAUUCAGUCAAAACCCAGAAAUUAUUUAUUCAACAAAAAUCGAGAAACAAAAUAAAUUAAAUAAAAUGUUUUUUCAAAACUCAAUGAUUGAUUUAAAAUUUUAUUUGAAGCUUCCUGACGUUUUUCUUCCUUUCGUGACGAUUUUAAUAAAACUUGCUCCUGAAAUUUCCUUUUGGAGACAUGAAUGAAAUAAUUUACAUCACACUUUUUUUGUUUGAUUUGCUAAAUGAAGUGAAUAAAUACGGGCAUUAUUCGGGCAACUGGGUUAAACCGGACUGUUCCCAAAUUUUUCUGGGCAAUCUUGCAAAACAUAAACUUUAAUUUCAAAAACAAACAAUUUAUCGUAGCUUCAGAAUUUUAUCUAGAAACUUGGAACUCCGAUGUUGAACUCGGAUACUGAAUCUCUAUAUAUCUCUUUUUAUUCAGUUUUAAGUUUUAACAAAUUGUUGACCAAAAACGAAAUAUUGCUGUUUUUCGCUCGCAGCAAGUGUAUUACACUUUGAAGCAGGAUUGCCAAUAAGACUGAUUUUCAGGAUUUACCUGAUUUUUUAUGCUAAACUUGAAAGCCUGAUCUCCUGGCCUAACCUGGCCUUCGGUUUUUCUCUGAUUUUUGUGAAUUUGUUGGAAAAGACCUUGGUGGAGGUUAAAAUGUGUAAAAAAAAGGUUCUCACUUCGACCGAAAUUUUCGUUAAAACAUGCAUCUUGAUUUUUAUUUCCAAUGUCCCUGAAGUUUGAAAAAUAAUGUUGGCAACCCUACUUCGAAGCAUAACUGAAAAGUUAUAACUUCAAUAAUAAAAUUUUAUUGGACCAAAUUGAAAACAAUAUUAACGGCAAAAUUGAACAAAACUCAAAGCCGUUUCAGAGGCCUCGAAAGCCAAAUUUUGUAUUUCAAGGCUUGGAUUUCUUCGCGGUCCUUAAUGUUAAAAUACAAAAAUUGGCAGUUGUUCCCAGAAUGGAUCAUUUAUAAUCCAUUCGUGUAGGACAAUUCUAAGUUAAAUAUAAAAUAAUGAUUUUUAAAAUUUUUAUUUUAAGAUUCUUGCUGUCCGUUGGCUUUAUUUCUGAUUUUUGAUUGAGGAUUUCAAAUCGUAGUUUUCUUGAUGAAUUUCCAAAAAAAUGUCUCUCAGAGUGAAAAUCAGGCAAAUCAUGAAAAAUCUGUCACAUUGGCAUCCCUGCCUGGAAGUUUACCGAUUAUGGCCGAUAUGUGUUCGAAAGUUAAUAAGUUUAACUUUAUGUGUGGUCCGUCAAAUAAUUUUUAUUUCAAAAUUAGCCCGCUGAGUAAAAAGCUUGCACACCCUUGAUUUUAAAAAAUAUCCAUGCUGAAGAUGGUGUUUCGGGUUUUUUUUUUAACUUUCUGACAAUUUGAGCCGGAAGUCUUUAGAUCUUUCCCGAAAUUUAAAAUAAGACUAUUUUUACUAAUUGAAAAAACACAUGCAUUUUUCAAAUUUCUAACAUUUUUUUUUUAGUUUAAUUCGUUCGGAUUUUUUGGAGAUUAAACUAAACCAUAUUUCCAAGCUACGUAACUCUGUUAUUUUCCAACGGAAAUCGCAAAACAGUACAUCAAGAUAUAUUGAAGUUUCAUCAGCUUUCCAAAUAAAAUAUCUCUAAAAAAUUAAAUAAUGACUUUGAACAUUAAGAAUUGCAAAUAAUAAAUGGUGUCUUAAAGUACCGUUUGCAUCACUGAAUAUUCUGCAAAAAAUGCCGUUGUACGAAACAAUUUGUAAUGCAACUUUUAUCUGAUGACACCAAAAAAAGCCAAAAAAUUCUUCAAGAGUUGACAAUGACGAUAUUCCUUUUGGAAUUGAUUUUUUUUUAUAAUCUCGUUUAUUUGGAAUGGUUCGGACAUUUAGAUUAACGGAGCCAUGAUCAAGCUUUUGUUUUAACAAUAAAAUUCUUAGAACCAAGGGUAGGUGAAGAGAGAAGUUAGGUUUCAAAAAUAUUACAACGGUACCUUCUUUUUGUGAUUGAGACUUCUGGUUGUGUAUUUCGGUGUUGUUUUUAAAUUGGAUUUAUUUCUGAUUGAAAACAGUGAACAACCUUUAAUUCUUUGCUUUUCUCAACCAUCUUUAAGCAACUCUUCAGCAUUUAUUCAUUCAUCCCUUUACAGUUAAUCUUAAUUUAAAAAAAAACAGCAACAAAGCAAGAACAUCUUAUAAAAAAAAGCCAACGGAAAAACAACAACCCUAAAGUGCCAUCUGAAAUGCGCUCGACUCGCGAUUAUUGUGGGACUAGAAUGCCAUAAAAUGUUGCAUGCAAGUUGUACUAUAAAAGCCAGCCAAGGCAGGGGUGUGAGAUGUUUCCCCGAAACGAAAAUGUGCAGAGCGCGAAUGAAAGGUUUCCGACAAAAUAUCGGUUUUAUGAAAAAUGUGGAACAUGAUUUGGAAUUUAAAAAGUCAUCCUUCCAGUAGCUGACUCAUAAGUAAAAUAUAUCACUCAGCAAUAAUCUGAUACAGGACAGUGGAAGAGGCCUUCUAAUUGAAAGAAAGAGCUUAAAAUAUAGAAGAUUAAAAUGAAACCGGAUACUUCAUAACCAAGUUAAAACAUCUGCAAUCGGUGCUAUUUUUGUUAUGCGCCCCUAAUCAACUUACCUUCUGUCUACUUAACCGGAUUAAACGUCGAUUUUCAAGAUUGACUGAGUUUUCGAGAAAAUAAUGGAAGUCAUUGGUUUCACUGAAAAUUUCGCAAGUCACACUCAUGAAUUAGGUAUCAAUCAAUCAUUAUUACGUUACAGAAAAUUUGAAAAUGUAUAAAAGCAAAUGAAAAAGGAAAUACAUUUUUUUAGAGUGUUAUUAGGUUUUGUGUCAAGCAACCAAAGACCUGCAAAUCUGUAAGAAGAUCAAAAACUUCUUAUCAGCUAAUACGUGCUCACCUGAAAUUAUUUUUAACAUCUCAACUAUGUAUUAUUUAACUGAUAAGCAGAAACCCUUUCAAACAAAACUAACUCAACAUGUUAAAAUAUUUAUUUGCGUUGAAGUAGGUGGCAAAAGUUUCCAUUUAAUUGAACUUAAAAUAUCAAUAAUAAUUAGCAACACCCAUCACCGAGAAGGCAAACUUUUAGUAUUUUCUAGAUUUUACUUAAAUUACGAUUAAACAGAAAUGGAACUUUGUAAGAAAAAAUAACUCACAAACGAAACGAAUCGUUUACACCUGCAAAAUGUAUUACAGAGAUGUUACUCUUGUUUUUUUAGAACUGCAACCAACCACCAAUUAUCGUAGCAAUUCCAAAUGGAGACCGGUUUAGUUCUUAAGGAAACAAUGUUUUAACUCAAUGAUUAGUACUUUUUUUAAUCUCACCAAUAAGAUUGCAAACGGAUACAAUUUUACACCACUGAAAUGAUUAUUUUUUCCUAAACAUUCAGUUGUACAGUAAUUAAGAUACAUAAAAAAAAUUAUAAUACUUUUGAAAUAAUUGAAAAUCGAGGCACUCAUGCUAAACAGCGGGUAAGUGGAAGUGAUCUUAGUUUACUUGUCUUUAUUUGCGGAAGCGCUAACGAUAGAAUUAUCAAAUGUAAUAAAGGCGUACUCAUUUUAAAA
Messenger RNA from Uranotaenia lowii, 12863 nucleotides. RefSeq names its product probable serine/threonine-protein kinase DDB_G0282963. The record is from RefSeq and is a predicted model, not a curated record. Bases 1462 to 4059 code for a protein of 865 amino acids. The transcript has 8 exons. NCBI's taxonomy places the organism in Eukaryota, Metazoa, Arthropoda, Insecta, Diptera, Culicidae.